GGGCCGCGGUCGGCAGGAGGUGCGUCAGCGGCCGCCGGCGGGCAGGGAGGGUGCUUCCGGAGGCGGGAGGUCAUAGCGUGGAGCAGCGCGCCGCUGCCCCUUGCUGUGGCGGUCAGUGGUAGCGGAGGGAGCGGUGGAGGCCGGCGGGACGAGUCUGCGUGCGCGCUGCGGGGAAGGUACCGCCCGGCUCCGCCAUGUCCUACUGCAGGCAAGAAGGAAAAGACAGAAUCAUAUUUGCUACCAAGGAGGACCAUGAGACACCGAGCAGUGCUGAGCUGGUUGCAGAUGACCCAGAUGACCCUUAUGAAGAACAAGGAUUGAUACUGCCCAAUGGAGAUAUCAAUUGGAAUUGCCCGUGUCUGGGUGGAAUGGCUAGUGGUCCCUGUGGGGAACAGUUCAAGUCAGCCUUCUCUUGUUUCCACUACAGCACAGAAGAAAUAAAGGGAUCAGACUGUGUGGACCAAUUCCGUGCCAUGCAGGAAUGCAUGCAAAAAUACCCAGAUCUUUACCCUCAAGAGGAUGAAACCGAGGAGAAGGAGAAGUCAAGCAAAGAUUUGGAAGCUGCUUCUAUGGAGGCUGCUGCUGCCAAAGAGGAGAAGGGAUCUAGCUAAUGAAGAUGCAAGGAGGCUGUUGUCUCCAUUUCUCAUUUUCAGAGACAUGGACUUUUGCAGUAUGUCUGUCUUCUGAGUCGCCAAGAAAUGUCUCACCAUUGUCUUAGACACUGUAUCAUAGUAAAUAAUUUAUUGCUGAAGGAGAAAUCUCAGUGGUACAGUCUUGCAAAUAAAUACUGCAAAAACAA
This is a messenger RNA of Pezoporus flaviventris, 799 nucleotides long. It is a transcript of the gene CHCHD4, whose product is annotated as coiled-coil-helix-coiled-coil-helix domain containing 4. The transcript has 3 exons. NCBI's taxonomy places the organism in Eukaryota, Metazoa, Chordata, Aves, Psittaciformes, Psittacidae. The record is from RefSeq and is a predicted model, not a curated record. The coding region runs from base 195 to 611 and encodes 138 amino acids. Gene Ontology annotation, cellular component: mitochondrial intermembrane space. Gene Ontology annotation, biological process: protein import into mitochondrial intermembrane space. Gene Ontology annotation, molecular function: protein-disulfide reductase activity.